AUGACAACAAGAAUCAACAUUCUCCCUGACGAAUUACAACUCGCUGCAGGUGUCUUGUCUUUACCAAACAUUUUCGAAAUCAAGUAUUCUGCACCAGUUCGUCUCUACAAAGCCAACAAUGGUAAUCAAUGGUCAUAUGCCAAUUCUUAUGGAAUUUUGACAGUUACAUUGGUUGAAAAGCAAUCAGUAGUAAUGAUUCGGUUGGUAGAUUUGAAGAGUAAAUCAGUUACUAUGGAACAAGAAUGUUAUGAAGGUUUCGACUAUCAAACACUUUCUUCCAAUUUUCAUGCAUUCGAAUCUGAUGAUGGUUUUGUCGGAUUGUUAUUUGCUGAAAGAUUUGAUGCUGAUCAAUUUGCCAAGCAAGUUUGUCAACUCAUUCGUUUGAAAGCAACUGGUUCUAUCAAUGGUUCAACUCCAAGUUUGCCUUCAACUAAACCUUCUGUUAAUAUGAGAAGUGACAGUUCUGAUUCUUCUUCUUCUUCACCAACUGGUACUGGUUCCAGUACUGCCCCACCUACUCCAGUGAAGAAGACUAAUCCUCCUCCAUCCACUCCUCCACCAGUUGCUAACAAGCCAACUGCUGUCAAUACUUCAAUUGCUGCCAGUAGCUCAGUACAUACUACCAGCACUACCUCUUCCCAUAAGGAACCUGAAAAGAAACACAUUCCUAGCAAUAGCAGUAGUGGAGGUAGUAGCAGUAGUGGAGGUGGUUUAUUCUCCAAGAUUUUCGGAACAAAGAAUAAGGACCAAAUUCCUGACCGGUCACAAAUCAAAAUUUCUGGACCAAAGGUUGACAAGUUUAAACACGUUUCACACAUUGGUUUUGAUCCAAAGCUUGGCUUUACUGAAAUCCCUCCACAGCUAAAAACCAUUUUCGAGAAGGCAGGUAUUUCUGAAGCUGAAUUGAAAGAUAAGAAAACUGCCAAAUUUUUAAUGAAGACACUUGUCACUGUCACAUCAGAUGCUCCCCCACCUCCUUCUUUGGAUGUUCCAAUAUCAGUUGGCAUUGAUUUUACUGCAUCAAACGGUGGUUUCACCAGUAGUAGCUCCCUCCAUUAUUUAAGUUCCAAGAAGAAUCACUAUCAACAAGCCCUUGCACAAGUUUUGCAAAUUUUGGAACCUUAUGAUUCUGACAAGAUAUAUGGUGCAUAUGGAUAUGGUGCAAGGAUAGAUAAGGAAUUAAAAAUGAAUCCAAUGUUUAAUCUGUCACUCUCAGAUAAGGAGGAACUUUGUGUAGGAGAAAUACUUGAAGCAUAUGAGAAGGCAGUUCCAAGACUAUCAUUUGGAGAUAUGGGAAGUGCCACUAAUCCAAAAACUGGAAAGCCUUAUCGAGGAGAUGACUUUUAUAGAGUUAUUGAACAUGUCGUUGAGAGAACUCCUCCUGUUACUCAACAACAACAAUUCUACAAUAUUCUAUUGUUAAUUAUUGAUGGUGAUGCAUUUGACAUGCAAGGCACAAUCGAUUCAAUUAUAGAGGCCAAUGACAAACCUAUCUCAAUUGUAAUUGUUGGUAUUGGUGGUAGAAGUUUCCCAAGUUGUAGAAAAUUCGAUGCUGAUGAUGAACCACUCAUUCACAGUAAUGGAACUAAAAUGACAAGAGACAUUGUUCAAUUUGUGAGCUUUUCUGAAUGUUCUGAUUUAACACAAUUAGCUUCUGAAGUGCUAGCUGAAAUACCCAAACAAAUGGUUACGUAUUUUGAAUCAAAAGAAAUUAUUCCUAAUCCACGACCUCAAAGUGCUUUCUACUAAUGUUUACCAGGAUUAAUUGGCUAAAUGUGUGCCACCUGAAUUGAUAAAGUAGUUGUUAGG
Messenger RNA from Naegleria gruberi, 1809 nucleotides. RefSeq lists its product as uncharacterized. Gene Ontology annotation, biological process: actin filament organization; cellular response to calcium ion. Gene Ontology annotation, molecular function: calcium-dependent phospholipid binding. The record is from RefSeq and is a predicted model, not a curated record. The transcript is spliced from 3 exons. The coding region runs from base 1 to 1749 and encodes 582 amino acids. Lineage: Eukaryota; Heterolobosea; Eutetramitea; Acrasida; Naegleriidae. Gene Ontology annotation, cellular component: plasma membrane.